AUGACGCCACUGAUCAGAACUAAACGAGAUCCAAUAGGAGUGGAUGGCAAGGCUGUUCAGUGUUCAGUAGGUCUGUUUUCUCCUGAUCUAGUCACAGGUCUGUUGUCUCCUGAUCUAGUCACAGGUCUGUUGUCUCCUGAUCUAGUCACAGGUCUGUUGUCUCCUGAUCUAAUCACAGGUCUGUUGUCUCCUGAUCUAGUCACAGGUCUGUUGUCUCCUGAUCUAGUCACAGGUCUGUUGUCUCCUGAUCUAGUCACAGGUCUGUUGUCUCCUGAUCUAGUCACAGGUCUGUUGUCUCCUGAUCUAGUCACAGGUCUGUUGUCUCCUGAUCUAGUCACAGGCCUGUUGUCUCCUGAUCUAGUCACAGGUCUGUUGUCUCCUGAUCUAGUCACAGGUCUGUUGUCUCCUGAUCUAAUCACAGGUCUGUUGUCUCCUGAUCUAGUCACAGGUCUGUUGUCUCCUGAUCUAGUCACAGGUCUGUUGUCUCCUGAUCUAGUCACAGGUCUGUUGUCUCCUGAUCUAGUCACAGGUCUGUUGUCUCCUGAUCUAGUCACAGGUCUGUUGUCUCCUGAUCUAGUCACAGGCCUGUUGUCUCCUGAUCUAGUCACAGGCCUGUUGUCUCCUGAUCUAGUCACAGGCCUGUUGUCUCCUGAUCUAGUCACAGGCCUGUUGUCUCCUGAUCUAGUCACAGGCCUGUUGUCUCCUGAUCUAGUCACAGGUUUGUUGUCUCCUGAUCUAGUCACAGGCCUGUUGUCUCCUGAUCUAGUCACAGGCCUGUUGUCUCCUGAUCUAGUCACAGGUCUGUUGUCUCCUGAUCUAGUCACAGGUCUGUUGUCUCCUGAUCUAGUCACAGGCCUGUUGUCUCCUGAUCUAGUCACAGGCCUGUUGUCUCCUGAUCUAGUCACAGGUCUGACACAAGGGAAAGGGGGAUACCUAGUCAGUUGUACAACUGAAUGCAUUCAACUGAAAUGCGUGUUACAUAUUUAACCCAAGCCCUCUGAAUCAGAGAGCAGGUGUUGGGUGUUAACUGCCUUGCUCAGGGGCUGAACAACAGAUUUUGACCUUGUCGGCUCUGGGAUUCAAUCUAGCAACCUUUCGGUUAUUGGCCCAGGCUACCUGCCGCCCCACAUCCAAUGAUUUUUAGUCACGGCCCUGGCUGGAGUUAGUUUGUGUGUUUGUGUGAGACAGUGAGGAGGAUGUAACUUCCUGCCAUGUAAUUUCAGCCCCUAAAGUACUAUCCCUCUGGGAUUAUGCACCACCGGCCAAUAACAUUCAUCUCCUCGACAGUGAGCCGCUCCUGGAAUCCCCAGACAGCCAAUCAGAGUAGGACCCUGGGGGGAAGGCCACAGGUGUGAGAUAGCCACAGAGGAAGAUGUGUCACUGCAAAGAUGAGCCUGAGUCAAUGUUAUCUCAAUGCUGUUACUUCCCCCAUGGAGGUCUUAUAUGACAUUUAUACUGUAUCUAGAGGAACUGACUGACAAUUAACCAGUCAUAUAGCAUUCUGGUAAUCUAAGUCAGUAUUCCUCAACACAACAGCAUCCAACCUGGGAUUUAAACACGUCUAUACAUGUUCUCUCUCUCCCUACAGACCUCUCCAAUUAUUUCCUUUACCACGGGGCCUACACAACACCUUAAAGGCAUAGAGCUGCCCAAGGUUCAGAUGUCUGGAAAAACCUGGUUUAUUUCUGAGGUAAACUUGAACCAGUCUGAAAUACCCUGUGUGGGUUUUUACAGAUCUCUAUGAGUGGUUUCCCCUUUUACCAUAAAGUACCAAUCUGCUGAGUAUUAAUAGGUUGAUUAGCAGCUCUUGAACCAACAGGUCAAUCAGGUAAUUGGCCUGAGCAGAGGACACCAG
Molecule: messenger RNA, 1855 nt
Organism: Oncorhynchus keta (chum salmon)
Lineage: Eukaryota; Metazoa; Chordata; Actinopteri; Salmoniformes; Salmonidae
Product: coagulation factor V-like
Exons: 4
Coding region: 1-987 (328 amino acids)
Source: RefSeq, a predicted model, not a curated record